GUGCACACACAGAGCUUGUAUUGGAAUUGAUUCAUAUCUGUAAUAAACAUCGAGCAUGACGCUCGAGACACUUGUCACGGCUUUGGCCUGCCUUAGCACAACAACAACAACAACAACAACAAUAACGAAUGGACCAAAAUCCAUGGCCGUUAUCAUGCAGAACUCUGUGGAGCCCUUCAAGGUGGACAAUGCAACGUUAGGCGGUUGUCCAGUGGGUACAUUAAGCGGCUUGGCAUCACGAAUUCAAUACAUGACCGAGGAAUUGCAAACGCUGCAAAUGGAUCUAACGGAACUGCAGCAACUUAUCAAUGAUUACAAAAACGAGCAGCCAGUCUACCGUCUAGACUCACGCAUUGGCCCUUCUUCAUUGUCUGCUGUGGUUGGGCAGAGUGUGGCAGCUGCUGGAUCGGUGGAUGAUACACCACGCAGUUGCUGGGAUCAGAAGCACGGAGAAGUGCGCAUUCGUCCUGGCCCCGAUAUGCAACCCUUCUUUGUGAAUUGCGAUCAAAAGGUACGCGAUGGCGGUUGGACAGUGAUUGCCUAUCGAUACGAUGGCAGUGAGGAUUUUAAUCGUAAUUGGGAGAACUAUAAGGCUGGGUUUGGAUCUUUAAAAGGGGAGUUCUUUAUUGGCCUGGAUAAGCUGCAUCGUCUGACGAAUAGUGCCGAUCAUGAAUUGCUUAUCCUUAUGCAAAGCCAGACAAAAGAACAGCGAUUUGCCUUGUACGAUCAGUUCAGCAUUGGCAAUGAGGCUGAGAAAUAUCUAAUGUAUUUGUUGGGAACCUACAAAGGCGAUGCUGGGGACUCUUUGCGUUACCAUGCGGGCAAGAAAUUUACCACAUUCGAUCAGGAUAAUGAUGAUAAUGGACAGAAUUGUGCCCGAACCCAUGCUGGGGCCUGGUGGUAUGGUCGAGAAUGUUUUGAGAGCAACUUAUUUGGCACCUUUCAGUCAAAAUAUGGCCAAGAAAUUGGCUAUUUUAAAGGCAUACUUUGGAAGACAUUUGUACCGGGACCAACAGGAUCAUUGCGAUAUGUUCGUAUGCUCAUCAGACCUUUGAAGAAAACGUAAAAAAGAACAAAUGAAAAUUAAGACUCGCAAUAUAUAGGUGUUAACUAUUUAGAAUAUAUACAUAUGUACAUAUGUUUAAUCAAAUGCAAAUCAAGACUCAAAUUAA
This is a messenger RNA of Drosophila willistoni, 1172 nucleotides long. Its product is annotated as angiopoietin-related protein 1. The coding region runs from base 56 to 1066 and encodes 336 amino acids. The record is from RefSeq and is a predicted model, not a curated record. The transcript is spliced from 5 exons. Lineage: Eukaryota; Metazoa; Arthropoda; Insecta; Diptera; Drosophilidae.